AUGUCUUAUAAAAAUAAAGAUAAAAAGGUUCUUGAUAGACGUUCAAUGCAUAAUCUAAAUUUGGAUGGAAUAAAAAAAGUCAAACAAAAUACUGCUUCUUUAAAGGAUCAAAAUAAAGGUAAUAUACAGAUUGCUAUUAAGCGACAUUGUACUUCUCAGCAAAAUUCUUCUAAUCAAGAAAUCGUUAGUCGAAAUACUACCACUAUAAGCAAUCGUCUUAUCUGUUCAGAUAUUUCAGAAGAUGAUUUUAGAAGUAAUCGACCAAAUACUCAAUCAAAUACUUUAGAGUUCAAGAAGAUAUUGGCCAAAAUACUUUCUCUUUAUUCUUGA
Molecule: messenger RNA, 330 nt
Organism: Funneliformis mosseae
Lineage: Eukaryota; Fungi; Glomeromycota; Glomeromycetes; Glomerales; Glomeraceae
Source: the annotation of a GenBank genome assembly